Molecule: messenger RNA, 804 nt
Organism: Rotaria sp. Silwood1
Lineage: Eukaryota; Metazoa; Rotifera; Eurotatoria; Philodinida; Philodinidae
Source: the annotation of a GenBank genome assembly
AUGAAAUUUCUUUUCAUUCUUAUCAAUCUCUGUGUUGGAUGUCAAGCAAAUACUCUUAUAAAUACGAAUUUUUCAACCGCAUGGGCUAAUUUUAUACAAGAUCCUCAAUUAUCAUAUGCUACAUAUUCGAUUACUAUUCUUGAUAAUUCUACAGGAAAUAUUACAUUUUCAUUUAAUAAAGAUGUUGGUCUUGCACCUGCAUCAACUCUAAAAACUGUAACCGGUGCAGCUGCACUACAUUAUUUGGGUAAAGAUUAUCGAUACAAAACAUUAUUAGAAUAUUCAGGAAAGAUCAAUUCAUUUGGUAUUUUGAAUGGAUAUAUUUAUAUUGUUGGAAAUGGUGAUCCUAGUUUAGGUAGUUGGCGAUGGAAUGAAACAACAGGUGAAGUAAUUAUACAACGUUGGGUGAAUUUAAUUGCUGAAAAAGGUAUAAAACAUUGCCGAGGAAUCGUACUGGAUUUAAGUGCAUGGGCAGGUCAAACACAAACAGUACCAAGUGGGUAUACAUGGGGAGAUAUAGGAAACUAUUAUGGUGCAGGUAGUAGUGCAUUGAAUUGGCGUGAAAAUCAAUUUCGUCUUAUUCUUUCACCUGGUCUGGCUGUUGGCGAUCCUGUUACUCUCGUGUUUAUUGAUCAUCCACCACCAUCAGUAACAUUUAUUAAUGAACUUAUUACUGGACCUUCAGGUACUGGAGAUCUUACAAGUUUAUAUUUAGCUCCUGAUGGAACCUAUGGUUAUUUACGUGGCUCAUUAGGUAUUGAUUCAUCAAAAAAUUUUUCUAUUGGUGGUGCUGUACCUAAUUGA